AUGGAUGGCGGCACAGCGGUGGUCUGUGGUGGGGGUAGGGGGCUGUGUGGUGGGUGUAGGUUUAAGGGAAGAAGGAGUAGAGGUCAGGGGGUUAGGGUUGUAUUGUGGUGGCUGGUGGGUGGUUGGCUGGAGGUCUGGGAGGUGGCGGUGGUGCUGGGCGGCUCGGAAUGGGGCGGCGGCAGUGGGGGUGGGAUCGUGGAGGGAGGAGGAGAGGGGAGAGGGAAGAAGGGGAGAAGGGGGAGUGGCUCUGACGAGGGUGGUUCGGCGGUUUGGGUGAUGACGGUUUUGGGCGGCGAUGGUGGUGGUGUGGUGGUUGGGGGGAGAAGGUAG
This is a messenger RNA of Arachis ipaensis, 330 nucleotides long. The record is from RefSeq and is a predicted model, not a curated record. NCBI's taxonomy places the organism in Eukaryota, Viridiplantae, Streptophyta, Magnoliopsida, Fabales, Fabaceae.